Molecule: messenger RNA, 5687 nt
Organism: Melospiza georgiana
Lineage: Eukaryota; Metazoa; Chordata; Aves; Passeriformes; Passerellidae
Gene: SNX19
Product: sorting nexin 19
Exons: 11
Coding region: 74-2905 (943 amino acids)
Cellular component (GO): intracellular membrane-bounded organelle; early endosome membrane
Molecular function (GO): phosphatidylinositol binding
Source: RefSeq, a predicted model, not a curated record
CCGAGCCCGGUGAGGUUCGAGCCGUGCACCCCUCCCCACCGUUCCGGCUGUGACAGCCGCUGCCCGCCCCGCCAUGCCUGCCCGCGGUCCCUCGGGGUCCCGCCGGCCGCUGCUGGCCCUGCUGGUGGCCCUGGGCUGGCUGCUGGCGCUGCAGCUGCUGCUGGACCUGCGGGCGCUGGGGCUGCUGUGCGGGGCGCUGGCCGUGCUGGGCGGCUGGCUGGGCCCCCCGGCCCUGCUUCCCCGCGGCCGCCGCCUGCGCCUGGAGCGCUUCGUCAGCUCCCUGCGGGCCCCGGCCGGCAGCCCUGCGGACGAGGCCCGCCUGGAGAAGGAGAUCGCCAGCACCGUCCGCAAGGUGGUGCGGGACUUCGUGGCCUCGUGGUACCGCACGGUGAGCAGAGAGCCGGCCUUCGAGGCCGAGGUGGAGAGGGCCAUGCUGGGGCUGGCCGCGGAGCUGCGGCGGCGGAUGAAGCGGGUGGACCGGCGAGCGCUGGCCCGCCGCCUGCUCCUGCUCUGCGGGCAGCACCUGCAGAGCUUCCUGCGGGCUCGGGAUGCCCUGAGGGCCGACCCCAAGGGCGGCCGGACGCUGUGGAAGGAGUACAGCCGGCUGGCAGGGCCGCACCCCGCGCUGCUGAGCCCCGCGGCCGAGGUGGGCUGUGCCCGCGCCGCCGUGGACGCGCUGCUGCGGGCACUGGUGCCCUGGCCGCACCUGGAGACACGGACGGGACGUUUCGUGGUGGUGGAGCUGGUGGCCUGCAACGUGCUGCUGCCGGCCAUCAGGAAGAUGUCCGAUCCCGACUGGAUCAACCUGCUGCUCAUUGGGGCGUUUUCCAAGAAGCCCCGGGGUGGGAAGCCGCACCCUGCACCCCCAGUGCCAGAUUCCUUGCCUUUCCCGGGACAGAUGGACGCAGCUCCCGCCGGGCUCUCCCCGUCCCCGAGGGCUGCCGAGGGGCUCAGGAGAGAGGCAGGAGCUGCUGGAGAGGAGGGACAGGAGGCGAGCAGGUCAUGCCAUGCAGAGGAACCCUUCUUGCGCCCCCAAGCCCUGGGAUCCCUCUUCCCCUGUGAGGGUUUGGAGCUGGAAUCCCCCGCACCUGACAUGGGGCAGGAUGUGGAGCUGCUGGCUCCUUCCCCUGCUGGAGAGCUCCUUGAUGAGCCCCUCCAGGACCCUUCUGUGCCAGAGGGAGCACCUGCCUCGGAGGAUGGCACAGGGGACCUGGACCACGCCCCUGGCCCCAGCUCAGAUGCUGGCCUGCUUCUCACCUCUGCUUUGAGCUCCUGCCCUGACAUCCAGAUCGAGCCAGCGGCUGAGAAGGAGGAGGAAAGCCCAGCUGUCCCAAGGAGGUUCUCCUCACAAAGACCCUCCAGCCUGGGGAGAGAUCUGGGGGCAGGAGAGGGCCCAGCACCGUUUCCCCCAGAGCCUGGGCAGAGCCUGCCCCUGCUGUCAUCCUCCCCAACAGCUUCCAUGAGCACCUUCAGCUUCGAGCCCCUGAGCAGCCCCGAGGGCCCGGUGGUCAUCCAGAACCUGCGGAUCACCGGGACCAUCACUGCCCGGGAGCACAGCGGGACUGGCUUCCACCCCUACACCCUCUACACCGUCAAGUAUGAGACAGCCCUGGAGGGCGAGGCGGCGGGCAGCCUGCAGCAGGUGGCUUAUCACACCGUGAACCGCCGCUACCGCGAGUUCCUCAACCUGCAGACGCGGCUGGAGGAGAAGCCGGAGCUCCGCAAGUUCCUGAAAAACAUCAAAGGACCAAAGAAACUGUUCCCUGAUCUGCCAUUUGGAAACAUGGACAGCGAUAAAGUGGAAGCCAGGAAAAGUCUGCUGGAAUCUUUCCUGAAGCAAUUGUGUGCAGUCCCUGAGAUUGCAAACAGUGAGGAGGUGCAGGAAUUCCUGGCCCUCAACACCGACGCCAGGAUCGCCUUUGUCAAGAAGCCCUUCGUUGUCUCCAGGAUAGACAAGAUUGUUGUCAAUGCCAUCGUGGACACCUUGAAGACGGCGUUCCCCAGGUCAGAGCCCCAGAGCCCCACGGAGGAUCUGAGUGAGUCAGAAGUGGAUGGGAAAUCCCAGACAGACGGGAAGAAAAGCAAGUCCAGGCUGAGGUUCUCAUCCAGUAAAAUCACUCCAGUGCUGAGUGUGAGUGAAGCUCAUGACAGGAUCGUCUACUCCAUCAGGGAGGGCAAUGCUGUCUCUGGCACUCUGUCUCUGGCUGCUAUGGAAUCCUUCAUCCAGAAGCAGGAGAAGCUGCUGGAAGCAGUCCCCAGCAAGGCUCCUGAAGGCCAGGGAGGCAGAGAAGCCAAGGAAAUCUCUGUGCAGGAAGAAAUGGAUGGGCUGAGCACAGCAGAGCAAGGAGGACAUCCAGACAGUGACUCUGACUCCGAGACAGCUUUGGCUGACCUGGCCCUGGACGUGCUUCGUCUGGUGCUGGUGGAUCACUGGGGCUGGCUGUGCACAGAGAACAUCCAGAAGGUUUUCAAUGUGCUCUUUGGGACCCUUGUUCAAAGGUGGCUGGAGGUGCAGAUGGUCACCCUGACCUGCACCCAGCGCUGGGUCCAGUACCUCCAGUUGCUGCAGGAAUCCAUCUGGCCUGGAGGAGUUCUACCAGCAGUGCCUAAACCCCCCAGGACAGAGGAGCAGAAGAAGGCAACAGCAGAGCAGGCCCUGCAGAGCCUGAUGGGGAUCUUGCCCAAUGUGAUCCAGGAAAUCCUUGGGACCAGGAAGUGUCAGAUGAGCUGGAACCUGGUGCUGGAGUCACUCAGCCAGCCUGUGAUCAACAGGCACCUGGUGUUCUGCCUCCUGGACAUUCUGCUGGACUUCUUGGUUCUGAAGAGCUCCAGCAAGGAGCCUGAGGCUGCAGCUGCCACACCAUGUGCCUGCAGUGGCACAGACAAAGGUGUCCCAGCACUUUAACCAGCCUGGUGGCCCAGCAGUGGAGGAGAGAAGCAGCCACAGGCAUGGAGUGUUGCAUUUUCAUCCUUUACUGAACGUGCCUGGGAGCUUCCUGUAAGGAAUUUCUCCAGCCAGUGCUAAAUGAAGCUGCUUCCAGGCUUCUCUGUGUCAGCUGGGUGGUGGAUCAAACCCAGAGGUGCUGUGCAGCAUCUGUUCCAUUGCUGACCUGAUGGGGAGCCUGCAGUGAACCAGCCUGACCAGCUGGAGAAGGAACCACAGACCUUUCUGAACACCUCUAACAUCUACAGGAGAUCUGCUUUUGUGGCUCCAGGGUCCGCCUGGCACUGAGGAGCUGGUGUGCUGGCAUCUGCUGCUGAAUGCUUCUGCAGGACAGGGAAGGGCUGCAGGGCUGUCCCUGCACUCUGAGCAGCCUGCUCUGCACCAGCUGUGUCACCAGGAGGGAAAUGGGGAGAGGAUGGAGUGUGGAGAAGUCGUGGAGAUGUCCUGAAGUUCAGCAUCCAACUGCCCAAACACCUGGGAUGUGAGAGCAGGGCCAGAGGUGCUGCCCUGCCUUAGGGACAGAGCUCAGCUGCUUCUCCCUGCUCUGGUUCUCAGUAGGUGCAGGCAGGCUGGGAUCCUGGCAAAGAGAGGGAGGAGUGCUGGCUUGGCUGGACUUUAGGACUUGUUUCUGUUGUGCUUUCUGAGUCACCUUUUAGUCCCUGGGACAGUCACCUGGAAGGCACAGGCCAAAGGAGCUGAGCCAUGUGGGACACAGCAAAUCAGCUCCCACACAAACCUGGCUGUCACAGGAAGCUCUGGGAGAGGAAUGAGGACCUUGAGCCCAGGGGAAUCCUGGAUGUGUGUCAGGGUUAGAGCUGGGAGCACUGCCUGAGCUCUGCUGUCCAUGGCUGUGUCACUGGGCUCUGCUCUGCUGUCCCUGCUGCUGCCACAGCUCCCUGCAGGGCUCUGGAAAGCUGCUCAGGUCAUGGAACAGGCACUUGGAGCUGCUUCUCCAGCCUGUCCAAGACUUGAGUGGUUUUGUGAGCACUUAAAGUUCUCAGCAGUCAGGUUCUGGGAGUACUGAGGGACUCAGAGUGUGCAGCCACAGCCCAGCUUGGUGACCAGUUUGGUGACCAGUUUGGUGACCUGCUUUGGUGACCAGCUUGCUGACCAGUUUGGUGACCAGUUUGGUGACCAGUUUGGUGACCAGUGUGGUGACCAGCUUGGUGACCAGUUUGGUGACCCAGUUUGCUGACCAGUGUGGUGACCAGCUUGGUGACCAGCUUGCUGACCAGUUUGGUGACCAGUGUGGUGACCAGUUUGGUGACCAGUUUGGUGGCCAGUUUGGUGACCAGCUGUAUUUUGCUGUAUUUUCUGUGAGAAGCAUUGACUGAGCAGUGCUGCCCUGGGCUGCUGAAGGUUCUCUGCAGGUCUAAGGAGGCUCCACACAGGAGCCAUGCAGGAUCCCAGGUGGUGUCUGUGCUGCAGGACCAGGUGGUUUCAUCCCACAGAACAUGGAAUUCCAGGCUGGAGGGGACUGCUGCAGUUUUUUGGAGCUGGAUGCUCCAUGGCAUGUUUGGAGGGAAGGCAGUGUAACUCCAGCAUGCCUGUCCUGCUCUUCCAAAGCUGCUAAAUUAUGGAUACACAACAGUGUGAGCUGCUCUGGGCUUCUCUUGUGUGAAAAUACAGAGAGGGAUCAUUUUGCUGCAAGCAAAAAGAUUUUCAGGGAGCUCUGAGGACAUCCCAAGACCAGGCAGAAUCCAGUGUCAUGAAGCAAAUCAAUUCUGCAUCACCACUGGAGCUAUUUCUCUUCAGAGAUGGUAGCUUGGCCACCUGCUUGGAGAAGAAAGGAGGUGUGAGUUAAGUGGUUUAAGAGAAGAUGAGGUGGAGAAUGCUUUGGGAUUAUCCCAAAUGGCCAAACAGGAGUUUGGGAAGCAGGACUCAGAUAAACCCUUAAAUAUCUGCUUGUCUUUCACUACCAGGCUCUGUUUCCCUCCUCUUCCUCCUGCUUCCAUUUCCACCCCAUCAGGAGGGGCACAGGGCACCCUGAGCCAGGGCUGAUGCAGCAGAGCCCUGGUGGCUUCCCAGAUGUUCCUGCUGUUCCUGUUUGCUGUUGUUUCCCAGUGAAUUUUGGGCUUUGGAGCUCCAGGACUGAGGUCUGUCAGUGAUUAGAGAGACUAUUGAGAGGCUUUGCUGAAGAGGAUCAUGGAGUGCAAAUUAUGCACUGCCAGCUCCAGGUUAGGGCAAAAGUCUGAAACAGUCCCUGCACACACUGGAUGUGGCACUGGGAGGAUGAGCUGACACUUGUCCUUUGCCAGGAAGCCCAAAUUCUCCCAGCUUUUAACCCCCAUCUCUGAAAUGAUGCAAAUGACUGAAUAUUCAGUCCUCCAGAUGGAAAUAAUCUGUGAUUUCUGCCAUCUUGGGAGCUUUGGGUGCUUUGCUGGGCUGGUGCAGCAAUGAUUUGGGGUUGUCCCAGCAGCACCAUCCCCCUCUGUGUUCAGAUACAAAGAGGCUGGACAGAGAGCCAGAAAGGAGAUUUAUUUAUUUAUUUGCACUCUCAAGGCAGAGUGAGGAACAGACCUAAAGAGUUUCAACUGCAAAAUGUUGUUUUACCCUGCAAAACCCCCUUUUUUGUCUCAGAUAUGAGGGGUUGGAUCCCUUUCUCCUGGCUGGGCUUGCAAUUCCCAUUUGUUCAGCCCUGCAGCUGAGGUGAAGAGCCCAGGAGCAAAGAGCCCCUCUCUGCAUCGUGUUGUUAAGGACUAAAACCAAUCCAAUAAAAAGCUCAGCUUUUUUUCUACUGAGA